Molecule: messenger RNA, 2403 nt
Organism: Fraxinus pennsylvanica
Lineage: Eukaryota; Viridiplantae; Streptophyta; Magnoliopsida; Lamiales; Oleaceae
Source: the annotation of a GenBank genome assembly
AUGGCAGAACUUUCCGUUACUGGAGCAUUGGUCUCGGUUGAGAUGGUGAUUUCACUUCUCAGCCAACGUCUGAAUCUCAAGAAACACAUUAUAGUUGAAGUUGAGAGUAUCAAAAGUUGGCUAGAGACGCUUCAGGCCUUCAUAACGAACCAUGAUGAAGAUCAUGCUGAUCACAGCAAAUGGCUCGCACGUCAUGUGGAAAAUGUUCGAAAGAUUGCUAGACAAAUUGUGGAUGUUCUCGAGGAGUUUGAACUUCAUACGCAACACCCAUCUCGGAGGAACGAACUCGCUCAGAAAGCCUCAGAAUUUUUCCAUUAUCGUCCACUUAACGAUAUCUUUGAGAAGAUAAAAUGCAUCAAGAGGAAGAUAGAUGAUUUUGUCCAACAAAAUCAAAUUAUUAAAGAGUUUAACGCUUCGGGUUCUGGUAUGCGGACUCGAGUUACAGUUAAUCCUCUUAAUUUUGACGAUCCAGAUGUCAACAAUAUGUUGUCAUCUGUCUACAAGGAUCUCCCGAGAGAUAUUAAGAGUUGUUUCUUGUACUUCAGCAUUUUUCCCGAAGGUUACGAUGUUGAUUGUGGAAGGCUCAUGCGCUUGUGGGUAGCAGAAAAAUUUGCAAAUGAAAAAGAUGGCAAAACAGCUGAGGAGGUAGCAGAGGAGAUUCUCAACGAGCUAAUAUUGUGGAAUUUGGUUGAGGUUUCUACAUGCUAUUCUGAUGGACAUCCACCCAGGCACUGUCGAGUUCACAACCUUGUGCUUAAAUUUAUUUUUAAAAAGUGCGAGGAUGAGAAUUUUAUAUCAAUUAUCUCUAACCAAAAUAGUCCAAAGCAGAAACUACGACGCCACCUAUCUGUUCAAAGUGAUUGCACUUGUUCGUCAGUGAACAUUCAAGAGGCUGCAGGGAGAUUCAAGAACUUGUUCAUCAGGGAACAGUCAAGAGCUUGCAGGUGUUGUUCACGGGAUAGAGAUUUCAGUGAUGUUCGUUCCCUGUUCGUCUUUGGCUCCAAUAAUAAUUCUGGUAACAGUUUUCAGGAUUUCAAAUUGCUCAGAGUCGUAGACUUGGAAGGCUCACUUUUGACAGAAUUUCCAAAACAAAUUGAUAAAUUCACUCUCAUAAGGUAUCUUAGUUUAAGGGAUACUAAAAUAAAGGCAAUUAAUCCCAAGUCCAUAAAGAAGCUUUGUUGCCUUGAAACGUUGGACCUCAAGCAGACUAAUGUGACCGAGCUUCCAAAAAAAGUCUGGCGACUGAAGAAACUUCGUCAUCUUCUUGCCGGGCGAAAAACUGUGAACAAUUUUGCAGAUUCUGACUCUGUGCAAGGAGGGAAGGUAUUUAAAGGGAUUGAAAACUUGACCAAUCUGCAGAAAUUGUCAUUUGAGAAAACUGUGAGAAAUUUUGCAGAUUUUGACUCUGUGCAUGGAGUGAAGGUAUUUGAAGGGGUUCAAAACUUGACAAAUCUGCAAACAUUGUCACGGGUUGAUGCUGGCCAAAAUGGUAGGAUCAUACAGGAGUUGAAACAUUUAAGCCAACUGAAGAAGCUGGGACUAACUGGGCUCAAGAAAGAAUUUGGUGGAGACUUGUGUGCCUCUAUCAAAAAGAUGGAACAUCUUACAACUUUGGAUGUAUGUACUGCCACCAAGUCAGAUUAUCUUGAACUGGGUGAUUUGGUUGCCGGACCACCACUUUCUCUUCAGCGGCUAUACUUGAAAGGGCGUCUGGAAAAAUUCCCAGAGUGGAUCUCUUCACUCAGCAAUCUGUUUUGUCUUCGUCUGAAGUGUUCUAGGUUGAAGAAUAGUCCACUGAAUUCUCUUAAGAAUCUUCCGAAUCUCGUGGAGCUUCAUCUGGUGGAUUGUUUUAUGGGAGAAGGGUUGACGUUUGAAACUUCAAGCUUCAAGCAAAUAAAGAUGUUGGUUAUCGAACAAUUUUCCGAGCUAAACACAAUUAAAUUUGAAGAAGGAGUGAUGCCUGGACUUCAACAAAUUUCUCUCAGCAGAUGUCCAAAACUGAAAAUGCCUCCAUUGGGCAUCAAUAAACUAUCCAAGGUCGAAUGCCUUACACUAUAUGACAUGAACCAGGAUUUUAUAGCUUCAAUCAAAAGGGUGGGUGAAGAGAGAGCCAUGGUCGAACAUAUUCGUGUGAUUCAUUCUUUCACUCUUAAUGGUCAGUCUUGGUCAGUUGAGAAUCUUUCCCAUUCUUCUACCAUUGCCGCCGAGGAGAGGGCUUCACUGGGCUUGACAAAUAACACUCAGAGAUUGCCGCCGACAAAAGGGCUUCACGGGUGGAGAUCGCCUCCGCUCUUCACCGGCGGCUUCUCUGUGCCUGAUCGCCUCCGCUCUUCACUAUGCAGCGAUCUAGGGCUGCUGAGAGUUCUCAGCAGCGUCGUCAGUGGUAGAGGGCUUCACGGCUGA